Molecule: messenger RNA, 2351 nt
Organism: Arachis ipaensis
Lineage: Eukaryota; Viridiplantae; Streptophyta; Magnoliopsida; Fabales; Fabaceae
Source: RefSeq, a predicted model, not a curated record
AAUCGUUACAUUAUUAUAUAGUAGACUAAACAACUAACACAGUUUGGACCUCGGCACCAGAAAGAAGAAAUAUGGGCAAGAAUGAAGAGUCUCAUCCAUUGUUCGAAACAAGGAGAGCCAAAGGAAUAUUCAUUCAUAGAAUAUUCUCCUUCUCCAUGUUUUUGGGAAUUUUGUUCAUCUGGGUUUACAGAGUGAGUUACAUGCCAAGAAAAAGUAGUGAAGAUGGGAAAUGGGUUUGGGUUGGAAUGUUUUUAUGUGAGCUAUGGUUUGGUCUUUAUUGGCUCAUGAGGCUUUCACUCAGAUGGAACCCUGUUUUCCGACAACCCUUCAGCCACACACUUUCCCAAAGAUAUGAUGAUGAUAAGCUGCCAGGAGUGGACAUAUUUGUGUGUACAGCAGAUCCAAAAAUAGAACCACCAAUGAUGGUGAUUAAUACAGUUCUCUCUGUUAUGGCAUAUGACUAUCCAACUCAUAAGCUUAGUGUCUAUCUCUCCGAUGAUGGAGGUUCGGAUAUUACGUUCUAUGCUCUUUUAGAGGCAUCUAAUUUUGCCAAGCAUUGGUUGCCAUUUUGCAAGAAGUUCAAUGUUGAACCAAGGUCACCGGCUGCAUAUUUCAAGAGUAUUUCCUCAACUGCUUACUCAGAUGAUUCUAUAAAUUCCAAAGAGUUGGUCAUCAUCAAGAAAUUGUAUGAAGAUAUGGAAAGUAGAAUAGAAAAUGCAGGCAAGUCGGGUGAAGUACCUGAGGAAAUUCGCUCCAAAAACAAGAGAUUUUCUCAGUGGGAUUCAUUUUCUUCUCGAAGGGAUCAUGAUGCAAUUAUUCAAGUAUGCCUCUUCAUAAGGGUGUCAUCAAUUAUUAGCAAUGGAAAAAUCAUUCUUAAUGUAGAUUGUGACAUGUACUCGAACAAUGCACAAUCUCUAAAGGAAGCACUUUGCUUUCUCAUUGAUGAAGAAAAAGGCCAUGAAAUCGCUUUUGUGCAAACGCCACAGGGCUUUGAGAAUCUUACAAAGAAUGAUAUCUAUGGCGGUGCUCUAAGAGUUAUUUAUGAGUGGGAAUUCCCUGGGAUGGAUGGUUUUGGUGGACCUAUGUACAUUGGAUCUGGUUGCUUUCAUAAGAGGGAUACACUAUGUGGAAGAAAGUUUAAUGAUCAAGAAAGCUUGAAGCAUUGGAAUGGUGAAGAUAUAAACAAUGACCAAUCAAUAACAAAAACAAGCUUGCAUCUAUUGGAAGAAAAGUCAAAGGCUCUUUUAAGUUGCACUUAUGAGAAUAACACACUAUGGGGAAAAGAGAUGGGACUACUAUAUGGUUGUGCAGUGGAGGAUGUUAUAACUGGUUUAGCUAUACAAUGUAGAGGGUGGAAAUCAGUGUACUAUAAUCCAAAAAGGAAAGCUUUCUUAGGAGUAUCUCCAACCACAUUGCCAGAAGCAUUAGUUCAACAUAAGAGAUGGUCUGAAGGAGGAUUCCAAAUUCUGCUCUCUAAGUAUAGUGCUGCAUGGUGUGCUUAUGGAUUAAUCAGCCCAGGACUUCAAAUCACAUAUUGUUUUUACAAUCUUUGGGUCCUUAAUUGCUUGCCAACUCUUUAUUACUCAAUUUUCCCUUCACUUUGUCUCCUCAAAGGGAUUUCCUUGUUUCCACAGAUGUCAAGUCCAUGGUUCAUACCAUAUGCAUAUGUCACACUUGGUGAAAAUACUCAAUGCUUGUUGGAAUUUUUGUGGUCAGAAGGCACAAUAAAAGGUUAUUGGAAUGACCUAAGGAUGUGGCUUUACAAGAGAACAAGCUCAUACUUAUUUGCCUUGAUUGACACCAUCUUCAAGUCUCUAGGGUUUUCAAGUUUAGACUUUGUGAUCUCAGCUAAGGUAGCUGAAGAAAAUGUUUCUCAAAGAUAUAAGAAGGAGAUAAUGGAGUUUGGAAACUCUUCCCCAAUGCUCACUCUUCUUGCAACACUAGCAUUGUUCAAUUUGUUUUGUCUUGUUGGUGCCUUAUUCAAAGGUGGUCUUGGAAUGUUGAUGGUGUUGCCAUUGCAAGUUCUACUAAGUGUGGUGUUGGUUCUCAUCAAUUUGCCUUUGUAUGAAGGCCUCUUUCUAAGGAAGGACAAGGGAAGAUUUCCAACCUCUGUUGUGUUUAAAUCAAUGGCAGUGGCUCUAAGUGCUUGUGUUCUAUCAAAUGUGAAUGUCUUCACUAUAAUUUAGAAGACUAUUAUGUUUUUUACUAAGUAAAUAUUUUAUUGUUCUGUUUUUGAGACAUUGACUAGAGAGAUAUGGAAAUAGGAAAAAAUUGAAUUAUGAUUUCUUUGUCAUUUGAAUGUCAUGAAAAAAAAAAAAAAUCAGAUAUACAAGACUUUGGUUCUAGUGCUA